Sorghum bicolor (sorghum) is the source of this 1646-nucleotide messenger RNA. RefSeq names its product growth-regulating factor 2. Gene Ontology annotation, molecular function: ATP binding. The transcript has 3 exons. The coding region runs from base 415 to 1392 and encodes 325 amino acids. Gene Ontology annotation, cellular component: nucleus. Lineage: Eukaryota; Viridiplantae; Streptophyta; Magnoliopsida; Poales; Poaceae. Gene Ontology annotation, biological process: DNA-templated transcription; regulation of DNA-templated transcription; developmental process. The record is from RefSeq and is a predicted model, not a curated record.
CUGCAGCUGUGCAGCGCAGCGCACGCAGAUUCUGCAGCGCGCACUCUGCUCUGCGCCUGACCUGAACACUGACCGAAGUGACCCAUCCUCUGCGCCGACUGCACCACCCACACCACCUCCUCAGGCCUCAGCUCAUCAGAGCUCAGAGCACAGUCCCAGCCAAAUCGCACGCCUGCCGCCUGUGCCUGACACCGCCAUUGCAUGAUGGCGGAUGAUGAUACUAGCACGUCUUCCCGUUCCCAGAGCCCUGCCUGACACCAGCACAAACCUGGAGACUACUAGUAUUGGAGUGCCCUCCAUUUCAUUUCCAUUCAUUUCCCUAGCAAAGGAAAAAAGAAGCGAAGCUGCUCGUCGUCGGCGCCGUCGUCCUCUGUGUCUCGUCCUUGCGGGGGCAAAGCGGGCUCGAGGCCGGAGAUGAUGCUGAGCGGGCACGGCGGCGGGAGGCGCCUGUUCACGGCGUCGCAGUGGCAGGAGCUUGAGCACCAGGCGCUCAUCUUCAAGUACAUGGCCUCCGGCGCGCCCGUGCCGCACGACCUCGUCCUGCCGCUCCGCCUCGCCACCGGCGUCGACACCGCGCCUUCCCUCGCCUUCCCGCCUCAGCCUUCGCCGUCGCUGGCGUACUGGGGCUGCUACGGCGCCGGGGCGCCGUUCGGCCGCAAGGCGGAGGACCCGGAGCCGGGGCGGUGCCGGCGGACGGACGGCAAGAAGUGGCGGUGCUCCAGGGAGGCCCACGGCGAGUCCAAGUACUGCGAGAAGCACAUCCACCGCGGGAAGAGCCGUUCAAGAAAGCCUGUGGAAGUGACCUCCCCCGCCGCCGCGGCGUACCGCCCGUCCGCGCUCUCCAUCUCGCCGCCUCGCGCGGCCGACGCGCCGCCGCCGAGCCUAGCCCACCCGCACCAGCAUCUCCGCCACGGCGCCGCCUCCGCAGCAGCUGCUGCCCGCGGCGCCCCGGGUCAGGCCACCGCUGGCGCGCUCCAGCUCCACCUCGACGCGAGCCUGCACGCGGCGUCGCCGCCGCCGUCCUACCACAGGUAUGCUCACUCCCACGCUCACUACACACCGCCGCCAUCGCUCUUCCCGGGCGGCGGCGGUGGCUACGACUACGGGCAAUCCAAGGAGCUUCGGGAAGCGGAGCUCAGGCGGCGGCACUUCCACGCGCUCGGGGCCGACCUGAGCCUCGACAAGCCGCUGGCCGCCACCGCCGCCGGCUCCGCGGCCGCGGAGAAGCCACUGCGGCGUUUCUUCGACGAGUGGCCGCGGGAGAGCGGCGACACGAGGCCGUCGUCGUGGGCGGGGGCGGAGGACGCGACGCAGCUCUCCAUCUCCAUCCCCGCGGCCUCGCCCUCCGACCUCGCUGCCUCCGCUGCCGCGCGAUACCACAACGGGGAGUGAUCGGUGCAUUUCCUAGCUGCAAGCCGGCAACGGCGAGCAGUGAUGGGUGCAAGAGAUGAUUGGUGUUGCCUUUGGGGGGCGACGGCACAAAGCCUGAACAUCGAGUGAAGCAGUACUAGGACCUAUGAUUUGAGCUUCCUUUGUUCCUUUGCAGCUGUACUACGUUACGUACCAAAUGUUUUAGCUCGUUUUGUAUGACAUUUUCGUUCAGGUUGCUCCUAUUGCUACGCUACCUCUGUGGCUUUGUGUGCUUU